Messenger RNA from Achroia grisella, 1560 nucleotides. RefSeq names its product UDP-glycosyltransferase UGT5-like. The transcript has 4 exons. Lineage: Eukaryota; Metazoa; Arthropoda; Insecta; Lepidoptera; Pyralidae. Gene Ontology annotation, molecular function: UDP-glycosyltransferase activity. The record is from RefSeq and is a predicted model, not a curated record. Bases 1 to 1560 code for a protein of 519 amino acids.
AUGAAGAAACUAUUGCUAAUCUUGUUGUUAUCAAGUCUAUCAUACAUGGAGUCAGCUAAAAUUUUAGCACUUUUCGCUACGCCUUCACCAAGUCAUCAAAUGGUAUUUCGAAGUUUAACUCUGGAAUUAGCCAGAAGAGGACACGAAUUAGUUGUAAUCACACCUAGUCCUGCUUUCAAAGAAAACGAGGCGCCUGAAAAUUACAAAGAGAUCAGUGUUAGAAAUAAAUCUCAAGAAGCAUGGAAGAAGAAACCUAUUAAUUCUGGUUUAAGUGGUGAAUCAGCCGCAAAAAUUGUUUUAGGAGCUCAGGUUGAAAUUGUCAAUGCACUAUUCUUUGAAUAUUUGAAAAGCGAUGAUGUAAAACGACUAAUAGAAGAUGCAAAUGCUAAGUUUGAUUUGCUUAUUCUAGAGGGAUGGUUUCGACCUAGUAUUGCGUUUGCGUAUAAAUUUAAAAUACCUGUUAUUAGAUUCAGCUCAUUUGGUACUGGUUUUAAUGAAUAUGAAAAUAUUGGUACCGGUCGACAUCCUAUAUUGAACCCUAGCAUAUUUAGUACUAAAUUAAACGAUAACACAUUUUGGCGAGAAGUUUCACUGUUGUACGAUAGUUUCUUUCACGCGAACCUACAUAAAUGUAACGACUACAAAAACGAUGUACAUCUGCGUCAAUAUUUUGGUGCUGAUCUUCCUAGUCUGAGGGAGUUGAUGAAGAAUGUGGAUAUAUUCCUGGUAAAUGUGCAUCGUAUCUGGGAAAUGUAUGUACCGACUCCGCUGAGUGUGGUACACGUUGGUGGCAUUCACUUGAAUGCAGAAAAGAAAUUGCCGGAGGACUUGAAAUCCUAUUUGGACUCUUUGUCAAAUGAUGUCAUUUACAUAAGUUUCGGCACCAAUGUGGAGACGUCUUGGUUACCAGCCAAACAACUGAACAUUAUGGUGGAAGUGCUGUCCAGCCUUCCAUACCAAGUUAUCUGGAAGUGGAAUGAGGACGAGUUACCUGGACGAACUGAGAACAUCAACAUAUCUAAGUGGUUACCCCAAGAAGCUCUUCUAAAGCACCCAAAGGUCAAGUUGUUCAUAACCCAUGGGGGAUUGCAAUCAACACAAGAAGCUAUAGCCGCUGCCGUGCCUCUACUAGGCAUGCCACUCAAUAUCGAUCAAUUUUACAAUGUAGAAACUUAUAUUAAACUGAAAAUAGGCUUACGAGCAGAUUUAAAAACAUUGACUAAAGAACAAUUCAGACAUGGUGUAAAUACUAUUUUGAAAGAUAAAAGUUACCACGAGAAUGUUGUAGCACUUCGUGCACGAUUGCACGACCAGCCACAGAAUCCCGUCCAACGAGCCGCGUGGUGGACGGAACAUGUCCUGAGGUACGGAGGCGGGCACCUACGAGCUCCCGCCGCUGGCAUGCAUUGGGCACGCUACCACGAACUCGACUUAAUCGCAAUUCUCGUCGCAAUUUUAAUUAUAACCGUCAUUCUCACCGCUAUCUGCAUUUACUAUUCUCUAACAUUCCUUUCGAUGUAUUUGAAGAAAUUUCUAGUCGAUAUUAUUGUAUUUAAGUAA